AUGCCUGCUUGGGGUACUGGAUAUUUCGACAACGACGAAGCCAACCUCUGUUUAACCAAUCUAACCACCUAUCAACCCACCAAAGAUGAAAUUGGCCACAUUAUAACCAUCCUAUCCGAAAACCUUACCAAACCUUAUCUCGAAGUCCAUUCUUGUUCGGAUACAAUGAUUAUCAGUAUUUUGAUCAUCUCCCUACAUACCCAAGAUUGGAUCCAUCUUCAUCCUGAUAUUCGUAACAAUGAAAAAUUGGCAAUCUUGAAAUUCAUACGGCGAAAUCAAACAAUUUGGGAAAGAAAAUAUCAUCAAUCAAUGGGGUUGGAAGUUUUGGAAUUGGUGAUGAAAUGUUUAGACGUUGUUUUGGAUAGAAAGAGAAGUGAAUGUAGUGAAUUAUGGUAUGAGACUACUAGAUAUGGAGAAUGGAAGAAUACUAUUGGUGAUUUGAAGAUAGAAUUGCAAAUUAUUAAACAACAACAAUACCUUGUUCCUCUUUAA
Messenger RNA from Hemisphaericaspora subhashii, 492 nucleotides. RefSeq names its product DUF4259 domain-containing protein. Lineage: Eukaryota; Fungi; Ascomycota; Pichiomycetes; Serinales; Debaryomycetaceae. The record is from RefSeq and is a predicted model, not a curated record. The transcript has a single exon. Bases 1 to 492 code for a protein of 163 amino acids.